Porites lobata is the source of this 21144-nucleotide messenger RNA. The record is from the annotation of a GenBank genome assembly. NCBI's taxonomy places the organism in Eukaryota, Metazoa, Cnidaria, Anthozoa, Scleractinia, Poritidae.
AUGAAGGUUUGGAGAAAAGAAAUUCUCACCUCGCUAGCCCUUUUAACAACAAUUCAAGCUUGUUAUGCCGUCGCUGUUAUAGAGAAGCUAUCAGAACAUCGGGCUGUGCAGGAUCUCAGAGGUAGGUUAACUCAGUAUACGUAGCUGUUAACACUGACCGACAGUCAUGAACAGCAAAGACAAAACUACAAGACUAGAAAUAUGCGACAUCAGAAAAAUGUUUAUUUGUAAUUGCUACGUGACACCUGUCAAGAAACCUUAACUUGACCGAACUUAUGCCAAUAUAAAAAACCCCAAGAUUCAUCACUUAUACUGACACAAUAAAUACACUGACAUCUAACAGAGCAAAAAGUUUAAAAGAGGAAGGAAUUAUUUUUAAUUAAUGGAUUUCGUUUUGUUUUGUACUCAGUCACUUGUAGCAAUUUUCAUCUGUAGAUAGACCUUUUUUGGUCAAGGUAAAAAAAUACGCCACUUUUAAAAGGAAAAGGAUACAAAACAUCACGCACAGAAAGAAAACAUGACUUGGCGACCUCAUGUUUUGUAGGCGAAAGAACAAACUGAAUCGUCUCAGAAAAAAGAAUUAGAGCAGCUAAUAUAGUUUUUAAAAUCAGGUUUGGCCGGAUUCUGCUUUAUAACAUUCCUUUGCCUUCUUAUCUCCACGGACUUCUCUUAAAAGUAAUCUUCCUAGUCUCUUAGCAGGUGGAUGAAACUCCCCUCAUGGCGGCGCUUCUUUCUUUCUUAGUUUCCGCUUAUGUUGUUUUUAUACGCUUGGUUAUCUUAAAAGCUACAAAAGUGAUGAACAAAAUGACGUAUUAUUUAUCUUUUCAUUUAAGAUAUUAAGCCAUGCGGAAGAAGACACUCUUCUCCAAUAAGACAAAAUUAUAUGAGGAGCAAGAUGCUUAUUAGACCUCAUGAGCUUAGAAAGCGGAUUGUUGGAGGCCAUGCCAGCGGUGAUGCGGCAUGGCCAUGGCAGGUAGCAUUGUUCUUAGAUGGGUCGCAAGUGUGCGGUGGAUCACUCAUCUCUGAAGAAUGGGUCCUAACUGCAUGCCAUUGUUUUACAGGUAUGAAAUCAGGUCUUUGCGCAUGUCACCUUGACUAAAUGAGUGUAUUAAAGAAACAUGCACAUAAACGUCUUUUCUGGAGAGUUGCAACAGGUAUGUAAUCGUGCAUCGUUCAAAGCAGUAGAUGGUAGCGGUGCAGGUGGGAAGUGAUUGUAAUCGCACGCCGACAUUAAUUAGGUUAAAGCAAAUUCUCAGUUCAGUUGUCUUUGAACAUUAGUGAGCUUACGUGACAGGACGGCAGAGAGAAAAGGACGGCAAAACGUUUGUGUGUGACAAACGUGACAGGGCUAUAUAGUGUGUUUUGUUGUGGUCUUUUACUCAACCUUACUGUGUUUUGGUCUUUCACAAAAACUAGAGAUCUGUUUAAAGGAAUGUGUAGUUUGGCGGAGAUAUUAUAUUACAUAAUUAUUGUCAACACCUGUCACACAGGUUUUGCCGUCUUCUUUCCCGCGCCGUCCUUUUGCGUAAGUUUAUUAUUAGUGUUCUAGCGACGAGUAAUCAUGAUUGUGCUCCUCAGAUUACCGCUCGUCAAAGGAUCCAUCUCGCUGGAAGGUUAAACUUGGUUCACAUCAAACUGUACAGAAGACGAGAAGAUUUGAACAAGUAAGAGGAGUCAACAAGAUCAUCAUGCACCCGAGGUAUUAUGGGAAAACUGAAGAUGGGGUUCUUGUUCAGCCGCCAGAUUAUGACGUAGGUUAGUAACAUGUUCACGGGCAUAUGAAUAACUUACGACAUGUAAAUGAUAGUGGCAUGUAACUUUAAAAGACACGUUCUCUUUCGAAUACUUCAUGUUUACAGACUAACAAGUUUAACAGAAAACACAUGCUAUACAUGGAUAAUGGUCAUAACAUGGUUGUUCCUCUUUUAAAAACAUGACGACAUCAUAGUAACAUCAUAGUAACAUUUUAAAUUCUAAAAUCAUUGUAUAGUAUGUGCAGUUGGAUUUAGAGAAAUCACUUCGCAAGAAACUUUCUUAUACUGUGUAAAUGCACGGAAAUGCCUCUGGUUUCAUUCGAAACAAAAGAGAUUUCAUGUCGAGGGCAGCCAAUGACGGUUUCCUCCUAAAUGUACUGAAAAUUCUUUUUAGGCUAUCCGGAGUACUUUUAGAUCUUUAGAAAUGAAUUUUUAGCGGCGCUUUAAAAUUUGUUUCUGUUCGGUGUAUCCUAUAAGGGGAACUUGAGCCUUUUCGAGAUUACAAGGGCUUCAGUAUUAUUUUCUCCAAAAUUUUAGAUGCCACUUAACGUUUUAUGAAAGUGAGAUUUUUAUUAAUUCUCUCCCCAUCACAUUUUUGAAUCUGAAAAUUUCAGGUUUCCUUUUUGUACGAAAAUUAUCCUAACAUAGGGAGUAAAAUGUGAGUGAAAUUAAACUUCAGAAAAUCGUAGGGAAGUUAUUAGAUAAGCUUUAGAAAAUUCUAGGCAAUAUUUGCUUUUCCGAAAAGAUAGUCAAAGAAAACAGUUUGCGGGAGUUUAUUUGUGGAUUGGCGUUUUUUGUGUGUUUUGCGGCAACUAUUUUUUUGCGAUUAGGACAGAUUGGUCUUCCUUGCUGAAAAUUAAUUUUUGCGAUUUUCAGGAAGUACCCAGUACCGAGCAUUGAGAAUAUUUUCGUUUUUAUUGAGUACGUGCAAUAGAUAUACAUAUGUUCAAACAAUAAACCAGUAUUUCGUUGUAUACCGUUUUGUUUCUGAAUGAAAGAGACAAGUUCUGAUUGAACAGACACGAUUUCUUUGUACUUUAUUGCGGGAAAAAUGUUUGUGGUAAUUUGUAUUUGCGGGAACCUAUUUUUGCGGAUCGCUGGAAAAAUUGCAAAAAUCGCAAAAAAAUUCGUGCCACACGGUAAGUAUCAAUAUUACAUCUUCUUUUAGGAUAAAGAAAGUAACAAUAUGAGUAUUGUGUCACUCUUUCAGCUCUUCUUCGACUUUCAAACCCAGUCAGAUAUGAUAGUCACGUGCUUCCAAUUUGCCUAGCAACCGAUAGAAUGGAAUUCCGGUAUGGGAAGAUUUGCUACAUAACUGGCUGGGGAACAAUUGGAUGGAACAAGCCGCGAUCUAAACUUUUACAACAAGCUCCAAUCCCUUUAGUAUCGAGAGAUGAAUGCAAUGAAAAGAAAUCAUACAACGGAACAGUUCCCCAAACGGCCUUAUGCGCAGGCUUUAAAGAUGGUAGGGUUGACGCAUGCCAAAAGGAUAGUGGUGGACCGCUGGCUUGUGAACAUGGCGGGCGCUGGUAUCUCGUGGGUGUGGUAUCGUGGGGGAAAAGAUGCGCGUUGCCGGAUAAGUACGGUGUUUAUGCCGACGUACGAGUUUUACAUGCGUGGAUUACAAACAUUGUAGGAAAUGACUGACAUACGAUUAGGUGAACACUGUUUUUUAAGUUAUACAUCCGAGACUCUAAUUAGAGGUACGGAAGCGUCGAAUGUUACUUUAAGUUUCCUGUUUGUAGCUAACCUAUCUCUGUGAUAACCUCUUAUAUACAAAAUGACCACAAGAACAAUCAUUCCAACAAUUAGAACACUGACUAUGAUAACUGACACCUGCCAAUCCUUAUCUUUCCGUGUUUCCUGCUUUUCGUGCGUUGUAUUAUUUGAGUUGUUGUUAAGGUUGGUAGGCCUGUGGUCUGCCGUGGCGUGCGUCAUGUCUAAGAUUGUAUGCGACGCCAAUUCUGACAUUGUCUUGGUUAUGAAUGUCUUGAAUUUGUCUCUAUUUGGUGAAUUUUCCGACAUGUUUUCUUUUGAUAAAAAACGCAUGGUGAAAGUUUCAAGGCUUCUGUCUCUUGUAGUGAUCAGUGUUUCUACUAAAAGUGUCGAUGUCAUUGCUCCAGGUGUUGUCUGUCUUUCAACUGCAUUCACACUUGAUGCUGACGUCAUAAUUUUGACAGACUGUAUUGAGGCGUAAAUAGUGCCUGUGAAUAUGGAAAAAGGUUACAUCAUGACCAAAAGAGUCACUAACUUGCCAGUGCAGGCUCAGGCUCGGCUCAGGCUCGGGCCUCACUUUUUCAGAGACUUCUGGGAUUACUACUAGGGGCAGAAAAAAAAAUCCCAAAUAUAUUAGGGACCUUACAAAACUACGACGGCGACGGCAAGGAGAACGUCAAAAAAGCAGUAGGUUUAAUGAGCACAACAACAACUCUGCACGUACGUCACGCUUUUUUGUUCAUUUCUUUGCUGUCCCUGCACAAUUACGACGUGAAAUGACCAAAUUUUAAUUUUACUUGAGAACGGGAACGGCAAGGCAAUAAAUUCUACCAUCUCUGUCUGAACUCGGGCGCCGUUCCCUCUCUUCAGCUCCAACCAUAAUUCCCUUCUUUUAAGUAACAGGGCGAGUGGGAUAAUCGCGAAAAAGUUUAAAAAGAUGCAAAGUCUAUUUUUCAGCGUUUUCACGGACGUCGCCGUUGUCGGAUCGUAACGUCCCUAUUAGCGACGAUUAUCCAUCUUGGCGUAUUCCAUGGCAACCCAGGUUGCAAAAUGCUUCUUGUUUAUUAUCGUUAUCUAUCUAUUCAUCAACCCUGUUUACCCCCCGAAAUUUUACAUAACCUUUGUUUCCAGUUUUUCCUGGAUGCAUGUAUAAGAGUAGUCCCAAGAGAAAUCAAAGGCAAUGGUUAUUCAAAACUUUUGGGGGGUAAACCAGGUGCAUUAUGGUGUCGGUGAAAAUGGUCCGCUAUUUAAGCCUUAAAUCCUUACCAUUAAAAGAUCUUGAAUGGUUACAUACAUUUUAUUUGAAUAUAUUUUGCAUGCAAUGGAGUGUUUUAUGUGUCUUGCGAAGUUGAAAUAAAAAAAAGGAUGAACUGGACUUGUUGAAAAGAUAGAGGCGCUCUUGAGCUCUCAAACUUUCCAAAUUGUUUUCCACUUUGUCACUGAUGUUAGCGACGUCGUCUCUGCCUUUUUUUGUACCUUCGUUGUAUUGAAUUCAGUUGUAGUUAGGAAUGAACAAACCAUUUCCAGCAGUUACCUACUGCCGUACAUUUUAACUUUGUUACUUGAUAAGCAUAACUGCAUGAUUAAUUGCGCUACUAGGAAGAGAAGGGCAAAUCUUUGACUCCUUAGCUAAUUCGUGCACAGAAGCACGAUUAAUUCUGUAAACACUUUAGAUUUACGAUCUAACUUACCUAGGGAACUCGUUGCAAGCUUUGUUCGAUUUACAAAGGUUGUUAUUCCAUGUUGGAUCAGUAAGGCCAUGAGGAGAUAACGAAGUUUCACGGUUUUCAACACCAUGAUCCAAUGAAUAGUGUUUUUAUUUUUUUCCCAAGUCGUGUGCGGUGAUUUUGGUCACCCAGUCACUUGCUGGUUUAAUCAAUUCAGUAGGAGCUUUACGGUUCUGGAUCACAAACAGUGGACAUGUUAAUGACCAUGAUCCUAAGUAAUAAAAACAAUCAGACUCAGGAGCCUAAAACACGCAUUCAUCAAGUAGUACUCUCCUUUUGUCUGGCAUAAGUAACCUUACCCUAAAUAACUUAACAUUUCUCUCAAUUUUUUUUUUCACAAGUAAAAAAAAGGAAAACAAACCUGGAAUAUAAGUGCUUAAAGGGAAUCAAUAUCGAUAUUGCGGCCUUGCAAUAAACUUGUUGACAAAUGAAAGAAAUUUGUAAGAUUAUUGUUUGCCUAAGUAAGACUUUUGUGUCACGUUCACUCGAUUGGUCAUUAUUUUGAAUGACGACAAAGCCCCUAAGCCUUUCUCCACACCUACUGUCUGAAAAGGCCGUCUGUAAUGGUCAAAUCCAAGCGGUUGUUAGAGUUGUUGCGGAUGAUAUUAUACUUAUCAUUACCUUUUAAAAUUUCAAGUUUUUCUCCCCAUUCGCCACUGCUGAAAUAAUUUAGAAUGGGGCCCGUUGCCCCAAUGAGAGCGAACGAAACGAGAAAAAGAAAAGGGCAUUGACACUUAUUCAAGUAAUUAAGACUGACCAGGCUACUAAAUACGUGCGUCCUGUGUUAUUCCAUUCACUAUCGACCAAAACAAGCUUACCGACGAAACGGAAAUUUUGUUGCUCUUACCAACAUCAGAACAAAGACUAUAAAACCAAUCACUAUCUAUCUGGGAGUAAUUUAGAAAAAAAAUGUUAUUGAUUUGUCGUUUCCACUUCAUCCCACUCGUCGCGAGGGAAUUGUAUAAUUAGUGUUUCUCUACCCCUUACCCUCAAAUGUCCCUUCGAUUCGCGGGGAAACGAUAAUUAUGUUCCUCCUCUUCCCUAGUCCCUCACCCUCGAUGGAGCGAGUUUCUUAGCAUCACAAAGAGAAAGAGUCGGAGAAUGAACGUCCACUUCCUUCAGCCUGCUCAAAAUGUUUUAAGACGUAAAAAACAUUUCGAAAAAAAAACUUUCAGUUAUUUAUUCCGGGCGUGUGUUUUUCUAUUAAAUUAAAUGAAAUUGCCUUAAGGAUCUCCGUAAGUAUCCUGUAUGUAUGUGAGUAAAUGAUACUUUAGAGGAGAACCUUUUUAAAACUUCUUCCCCAAUAUAAUGCCCCAAUGAUGAAAUAUCAAAAGGUGGAUUUAUCUCAGUUUUGAGUCUGUAAACGAAAUCCUAUAAGGUUGCCAUUCAAAUGAAAGGUCCUUGUCAGUAGUUCCAUAUGAUACUAUCUUUUGUUCGCAUUUUACAAAAUGAAAUUUGCAAAUUUUGUUGAAUUUUGAUAUUUUGGUCACAGUUUGGAAGUGAAACUGUUAAACACUCAAAAUCCGACAAACUGAACUCGAAGAUUAAAUAGGUGAUUUUCUUUAAAUUCCAGAUCCCUCUUAUUCCACGAGAUUCAGAGAAAAUCAAGGCAGAUUCUUCAAACACAUUUCGUUAAAUAUGCUUUUAAAAAGAAAGCGUUCUGUUGUAGACCAUUAAGGCAAGGUGUUUAUUAAUUCGAUAGUUCACCUGCUGACUCGCACACUGUGUUUUGAUAUCAGCCGUAUGGAAAUUAGGUUCAGAUUCAUAGACGCUCAGUAAGUAUUGACUACCACUUUUUUUCCAACGAAGACUGCCUUAAGGAGGCUUAGAAAGACAAGACAGACGUUUGGAGGAAACGUUUUUCAAGGUAAAAAACUGAUCAUUUAUUAAUUGUCUCGAUCUGUGAUUGAUCUCGGUUAAUUGUUCAGUGUCUCGCGACGUGUUCACGGCCGGUUGCUCGACUGUUUCAGAAAGACAAGAUUUUUUGUGAAAACAGUUUAAUGCCAAAAAUAUUAGAUUUUAUUCCAUUUAAAUGUAGUUAACUGUACAUAUCAUUCACGCUAGAAACAGUUCUUUGAGGCAAAGAAUUCUAAUAAGGAAAAAGUCAACAUCAAAGAAAUAAAAAGAAAAGUCAACAAAAUAGCUUACUAAUACGUUUUCUCAAAGUCAAAUCCAAGAUAGAACUUAGUGAAAGUAACUUGUUUUGUUUUUCUACAGCUCUCUGUUGCAAUUAGAAACUCCAGCCAUUUUUGAAAACUUUGUGUCACCAAUCUGCCUGCUUCCUCAAGGUGCUCAGUUCCCCGCUGGUAAAGAAUGUUACGUCACAGGCUGGGGUCACACGCAAUGGAGAGGGACUAAGCCCGACAUUCUAAGAGAAGCUAAAGUAAAGCUUGUAAAUGAAGACAAGUGCAACGCAGAAAAAUCAUACGGCGGCGCUAUACAUAAUAGGGCAUUAUGUGCUGGAUUUGAGGAAGGUGGGGUUGAUGCAUGCCAGUAUGACAGUGGAGGGCCACUGACUUGUCAACAUGAAGGGCUUUGGUAUUUGACGGGCGUGGUAGCAUGACAGCGGGGAUGGCGCUUGGCCAUGGCAGGUAGCAUUGUUCUUAGAUGGGUCGCAAGUGUGCGGUGUAUCACUCAUCUCUGAAGACUGGGUCUUAAAUGCAUGUCAUUGUUUCACAGGUACGUAAUCAGCUCUUUGCGCAUGUCACCUUUAAUAGAAUGCGUGUAUUAAAGAAACAUGCAGACAAACGUCUUUCCUAGAGAAAGGCAACAGGUAUGUAAUCGUGCAUCGUCCUAGUUAUAAAUUCCUUAAGAAGUAGAUGGUAGCGGUGCAGGUGGGAGGCGAUUGUAAUCGCACGCCGACGUUUUUCAUUUUAAAGCAAAUCCUCAGCUAAGUUGUCCUUUGAACCUUAGCGAAUUUUGCAACAAGACGGCAGAGAGAAGAGGACGGCAAAAGGUUUGUAUAUGACAAACGUGACAGGGCUAUUACUAGUGUGUUUUCGUCGUGAUCUUUACUUAACCUUACUGUGCUCUGGUCUUUUACAAAAAGAUCUGUUUAAAGGAAGGUGAAGUUUGGCGGAGAUAUUAUAUUACAUAAUUAUUGUCAACACACCUGUCACACAGGUUUUGCUGUCUUCUUUCCCGCGCCGUCCUUUUGCGUAAGUUUAUUAUUAGUGUUCUAGCGACGAGUGAUCAUGUUUGUGCUCCUCAGAUUACCGCUCGUCAAAGGAUCCAUCUCGCUGGAAGGUUAAACUUGGUUCACAUCAAACUGUACAUAAGAAGAGAAUAUUUGAACAAGAAAGAGGAGUCAACAAGAUCACCAUGCACCCGAGGUAUUAUGGGAAAACUGAAGAUGGGGUUCUUGUUCAGCCGCCAGAUUAUGACGUAGGUUAGUAACAUGUUAGGCAUAUGGACUACAAACCUACAGAUAACAGUGGCUUAUAUAUAACUUUAUAAGACACGUUUUUUUUCGAAUACUUUAAUUUUACAGACUAAUGGGUUUAAUAGAGAACAACACGGUUUUUCCUCUUUUUAAAAAAAUGCAAUUGUUUAAAUAAUAACUUUUAACCCAGUUCCGAGAUGAUAAUAAUGACAUUUUAAUAUUCUAAAAUCAUUGUGCGGUAUGUGCAGUUGGAUUUAGAGAAAGAGAAACUUUCUUAUAAAUGCGAGAAAUGCCUCUGGUUUCAGACAAGACAAAAGAAAUUUCACGUAUACUGCUCAUACUUAUUCGUAUCAACAUCAUAUCUUGUUUUAAAGUAUGGUUUUCGGCAUUCAGAGGUAGACCUUGCCUCAGCCACAAGCUAACCGGACAGCAGUACUAAUGUAGAAAGUAACAAUAGAUGUAUUUUGUGUUACUCUUUCAAACCCAGUCAGAUAUGAUAGUCACGUUCUUCGAAUCUGCCUCCCAAGCAAUAUAAUGCAAUUUCUGUAUAGGAAGAUUGCUUCAUAACGGGAUGGGGAACAAUUGGAUAGAACAAGCCGCGAUCUAAGCUUUUACAACAAGCUCUAAUCCCUUUAGAAUCGAGAGAUGAAUGCAAUGCAAAGAAAUCAUCCAACGGAACAGUUCCCCAAAGGGCCGUAUGCGCAGGCUUUAAAGAGGGUAGGUUUGACGCAUGCCAAGGAGAUAGUGGUGGGGCGCUGGCUUGUGAACAUGGCGGGGCUAGUACCUCCUCAAUUGGUCUGGUAUCGUGGGGGUAAAGAUGUGUUUAUGCCGACGUAGGAGUAUUACAUGCGUGGUUGUAGGAGAUGAAAGUUAAAACGGCAACAAGAUUCACUGGCUUCUUGACAUGGUUAAGUGAACACUCGUUUCAAAGUUAUACAACGUAACCACGGCAGAGAAGUUUUUUCCAACUUCUUCAGUUUCAAAAGAAAUCACACGUUAAAUUUUAAUUCUGGACAAAAUGUAUUGCACAGUAUAAAGAUGGUUUUCAACAGCAACGGCUGACUUACUUAUUAAUCGUCUUACACGACUUCACAUUGUACAAAGGAGGAAAAAACGAGAAGAUGAAAGGAUAAACUGAUCAAACUUGUUCCACUUAUAUUGUUGUGAAAAUGAAGUACAAAAACUUCAAGAACAUCUUUAAGUAAUUCAAAGGAUAGCACAAGCCACAGAAAGGGAUAUAGAAUGCUUCCUCGGAAAAUGUUUCUCGAAAGCCUUUGUCUAGUGGGAGGUCUCGAAGUCUCGUUUUCGGGUGAUUUUUCGUCUAGCACGAGUUGGUUACUGCAGUGCUAAUUUAAUUCAAAGGACCGCAAACGAAUAUGCCGCAGAAAGUUUGGAUUCUGCAAUGCUGAUCGUAUUACGUGAGAAUGAACUUUACAAGACAUCAACACGACACUGAUAGAACCCAAAACAGAGUGCGGGUUUGUAGCCGCUAGUAUGUUUUGGGGGACGUAGAUCUGUUCUAUAGAUCCGAUAUGCGGUACAGUUUGUAUGUUUUUAAGGUUUGUUUUGGCCAUCUUAAAUGUUUUCUUUGCGAGACAUCGACGUUACCCUUCGGAGAUACGUGAUGUGGCGUGAUUUGGUGGAUGUUAGGGUUUAAUGUUAGGGCUUAAAACAGAGUGCUUUUCUGUUCUGUCUGUUGUCCGGAUGAGCCACAAUAAUGGGCGUUUUGGGUAUUAUCGUUGUCGUGUGAUGUCUUGCAAAGUUAAAUUCGAGUAGUACGAUCAGCAUUGCAGAAUUCAAUGUGUCUAAUUUAAUUCGUUCAAUUGUGUUCUGUAUAGCAUGCAGUAGCACGACGUUUGAAACAGGCCAAAGAUACAAUAAACUGUUACGUCUCGUCCGCCGAGACUCUAAUUAGAGGUAUGGAUGUUACUUUAAGUUUCCUGUUUGAGGCUAACCUAUCUCUGUGAUAGCCUCUUAUGUAAAAAAUGAUCACAAAAAUAAUCAUUCCAACCAUUAGAACACUGACUAUGAUAACUGACAGCUUCCAAUCCUCGUCUUUCCAUAUUUCGUGCUUUUCGUGCGUUGUAGUAAUUGGUUUGUUGCUAGGGUUGGUAGGCCUGUGUUCCGGUGUCGCGUGCGUCAUAUCUGAGCUCACGUGCGAAGUCAAUUCUGGCGUUGUCUUGGUAAAUGGUGUACUACUUUGUGAAUUUUUCGACAUGUUUUUGUUUGAUACAAAACGCACGGUGAAAGUUUCAAGGCUUCUGUCUCUUGUAGUGAUCAGUGUUUCUACUAAAGGUGUCGAUGUCAUUGCUCCAGGUGUUGUCUGUCUUUCAACUGCAUUCACACUUGAUGCUGACGUCAUAAUUUUAACAGAUUGUAUUGAGGUGUAAACAUUGCCUAUGAAUGUGAAAAAAGGUUACAUCAUGACCAAGAAUCACUGACUUGCCCGUGCAGGUUCGGCAGGUUUAAGAUAGCCAAACGCAUUAUUUUUCGCCCUUGUCCUUGUAUGCCAUUCUUUUACCUUUCAAAAUGGUCAAUGAAGAGUGCUGGGAAAGAAAUACCCUCUGAUAAUGGAGACCAGUUCACUUUUGCAAAGACUUCUGGAACUAUUACUAGGGGCGAGGGAAAAAAAAUCCCAAAAAGCAUUUCGGCACCAGUGACACCAGUCCUCUUAUCGUUUGUAAAGUGACGAAUUGCUGUGUCUGCUGAGGUGUUUUUUUUUUUAUUUUACCGAGUGAGAUUUUAUUCACAUUAAGCCAAAACAUUGACCGCGAUGUAUAAAAGAAUUAAUUAAUGUGACUAUCUUUGUUUAGUAAAAUCCAACUAGUGGUCUAUUAUCAAUGCUGCGUUCUAGGCUACAUGUUAUAGCCCACGGUAGCGAAAGCGCCGGCUUUUUGGCGGCAAAAAAAGGAUUAAAGUCUAGCUUUAACAAGCUAAAGUUGUUUUGUCUCGAUAUUUUUGACCAGCUAGUUGGAUUUUACUAACACAAUUAUUCCUUUCGCCCUUAUGGCCUCUGAGUCAAUAGCCCAUUCGGCCUUCGGCCUCAUGGGCUAUUGACUCAGAGCACAUUCGGGCUCGAGGAGUAAUUGUUAAAUAUUUCUCCAAAUAAUAAGCUUCUCAUUUCAAUUAAAAAUGCUUCGCGACCAAGUCAAGGAUUCUGUUGACAAAUGGCGUCGGAAGUAAAAUAACAGCGUGUUGGAAAUAUAUAGAACUUUAAACAGUGGAAGUAACAACCUCAACUUUGAAGUACUUUACUUAGCUUUUGCAAAUUUCUCUCGUUUGACCGCAGUGAAAAUUAGCCUGCGAAUGCAUACGUAUUUUCGGUUAUUGGUUGUCACUUGUUCGUUCCCUCAAAAAUUAACCAGAAAUACGCAUACGGUGAUGUAACCAUGGCAACAUGACAGGAUGUGAAACGCUUCCUGUUGGUCGAGCUUGCUUUAGCAGAGCGAGACUCUAAAAACGCAGCCGUUUUUUUUUUCCUUCAGUCUUUCCCAAUUGGUCGGCCAUGGUCCCAGGCGUUCCUAGCGGAGAUCAUGAAAACUGGGAAUAAGAAUCGUGACGACUUUCGUCGUAUGCAAAUGAGUCUUGUGAUGAGCAUGCAGUUUGAUUUGGGAGAUGACUGAAAUAACGCGCAAUGUUUAUCACGUAGUUCUUUGGCAAAAUUUUUUUUUCCAUGCAAGAAAUCCCGCUUUAUUUUUUUGCGACAAAACAGGUUACGUUUCAGGCCUCUAUAACAUAGCAAGGUGAAAAUAUCGCAAGUGCAAAACAGACAAAAAAAAGUAAAAACUGCCAAGAACACCUGCUCUCUCAUGAGAGCUAUUUUUAAUAAUUUGUUUAUGACCUUCAGGUGCGAAAAAUUUAACUGUCUGUUGAAUAAGCUUCUGCUAUAAAACUUACACAUUUUGCCUGUGCUGAACAAAAAGUGUACCGAGCCGCAUCUUGUCCGCUACGUAGAAGGUAUAUAUAUUUAUACUGAUAUUAAAAAUCAAUGUUCGGUUUUUUGAGUGUAAAAUACCUGAAAGAGUUCUCCUCACUGGAGAAUAUCAAUAUGCAGAAGGUUUUCUUGUCUCUCCUUGCAAUUUUUCACGUUUUGAGUAUUUACAUUAUGACAUAUAACGCUCGUUUUGUAUUCCAAACGAAAAAAAAAGCAGCUGACAAUAAAGCUUAUCUCCAAGCAAGUGAGACGCAACGCUACUAAGAGCGUUCUUGUUUAUUAUCAACGAUGUUUACAUGAACUAAGCUGUUUUAUUUCACAUAGUAUGCAAUAAUUUUCCUUUCUUUUACAUUACUUUGGGCGAACGUUAAGUUUUGUUUUAUUGAUAACCUGCCUGACUAUAAGCUAUGCUAACUGCGGGCUGUCAACGUCUGUAAUACUGUUAAUACAGGUGCUGUUUAAGCCUUAAACUUCUUAACAGUAUAAGAUCUUGAAUGGCUACAUGCUCUUGAAAAAUAUAUUUCGCAACGUAGUUUUUUUUUAUGUAUUUCGAAAUUGAGAAAUAAAAGGAUGAAACAAUCCUUGGAAAAGAUAGAGGAGCUUUCAUGAAUGGUCUCAAACUUUCCAAAUUAGUUUUUGCACGUUACCACUAAUGUUAGUGUUGUCUUUGCCUUUUUGAAGCUUAGCUGUGUUGAAUUCAGUUGGAGUUAGGAAUGGCCAAACUAUUUUCAGCAGUUACCUUCGGCCGUACAUUUUAACUAAAUUAUUUGAUUAAGCAUAAUGCUACUGUAUUUUGAGGAUUCCAAGUCACAGAACGGCAAAUCCUUGACCCCUUAACUAAUUCGUGUAUAGGAACACGAUUGAUUUUGCAAACAGUCCAGAUACACAAUCCAACUUACCUAGGGAACUCGUAGCAAGCUUUGUUCGAUUUACAAAGGUUGUUAUUCCCUGUUGGAUCAGUAAGGCCAUGAGGAGAUAACGAAGUUUCACAGUUUUCAACUCCAUGAUCCAGUGACUAAUGGUGUGAGUCUUAGGUCACCCAGUCACUUGCUAAUUUAAUCAAUUCAGUAUCAGCUGUUGUGGCUCUCAAUCACAAACAGUGGACAUGUUAAUGACCAUGAUCUUGAGUAAUAAAAACAAUCAGACCGCAGUGUGACGUCAAAAGCUUAUAUGUUUGAGUCCGCACGUGUCAAAGAAGUAAGAAGUAAGAAGUUUCUCCCCUGAGGGGCUUUUGAGUGAUACAAGACAAAGCUAUAUUUGAUCAUCAAGUAUAUAUAAAAAUAAUUACCUAAAAAAAAAGGAAAAUGACCUAAGUUUGCGUUUAAAAUUCUUAUGAUACCAAGGGGGUGGGGGAGGGGGUCCGGAUUUCAAGUGACAGGGAUGAUCGAAUUGGGGCGAAAAUCAAAACCCAAAAACAUCUCUAGGGCUUCAUACAAAACCUAAUAAAAUCCCUGGACCAAAAUUUCAUUUUUCUUUAUUCGCGGAACUACGCGGCCGGGCGUACGUGGGAACUAUCACGAAUCUUCAGAUUGUUUUGAAUACCCAAAAAAUUCCCACUUAAAUUCAAGCUACUCAAAAUAAAAAUACUUGCCAAAAUUUUCCUACCAAAAAAAUUCCAAAAUCAAAAACUUCAAACCCCAAAAAAAAUCCUUCGAUCAUGGCUGUCACUUCAAAUCCGGAGUACCCCCCCCCCCCCCCAGGCUUUGUGACAUAUAAUGAAAGAAGUUUCUAAACUGAUUAAUGUUUGUUUAAGACUUUUGUGUAACGUCCACUCGAUUGAUUAUCAUUUUGAAUGACGCCUUUAGGCCCCUCUGAUCAGAUGUAUCCCAACCUACAAAUAUUGCUUGAAGAAUAUUACAGCUUAGCUGUUAUGAUUUUUGUUAAAAUAUUGUAUUAUAAAUGUAGUUAAACCCGAUUCCGGGUGAUGGAAAGAAAACGGUUUCCUUAUCACCUGCUUAUUCCCGGCUCUAAAGAUAUCUCAACGCUUUUUUUAGCUAGGUUUAAAUGCCGACUAGCGCGAAACCUAAAGUGAAGUUAUAAAACAAACACCAUCAAAUGAAAUCAGUGAGAAUAUUUCUCCCCUUUCUAGUUCCUCUCCUCGCGGCCAUCUCCUUCCUCUACACGCAUUGCCUAAAAAGCCGUAUGUAAGGGUCAGCUCCUAGAGGUUGGUCGAGUUUUUGCGGAUGAUAUUAUACUUAUCAUUACCUUUUAAACUUUCAAGCUCUCUUUUCCCAUCGGCCACUGCUGCAAUAAUUUAGAAUGGGGCCCAAUUUCCCACUGAGAGCAAACGAAAUGAGAAAAGAAAAUGGCAUUGAAAUUUAUAUAAAUAAGACUGACCAGGCUACUAAAUACGUGCGUCCUGUGUUAUUCCAUUCACUACCAACCAAAACAAGCUUAGUGACGGGAAGAAAACUUUGUUUCUCUUACCUACACCGAAACAAAGACUAUAAAACCAAUCACUAUCUAUCUGGGUGUAAUUUAGAAAAAAAAUGUUAUUGAUUUGUCGUUUCCACUUCAUCCCACUCCUCGCGAGAGAAUUGUAAUUAUGUUUCUCUACCCCUUACCCUCAAAUGUCCCUUCGAUUCGCCGGAAAAAGAUAAUUAUGUUCCUGCACUUCUCCGGCCCCUCACCCUAGAUCAAGCAAGUUUUUUUAGCAUCACAAAGAGACGUCGGAGAAUUAACGUGCAGAAAAACGUUUUCUACGUCCUUUAACCUGAGUCAGCGCUUGCUUGGAAACUGACAUGGGAAGAUUAAAUACUCAAUAUGUUUUAAGACAUCCUUGAAAACAUUUCGAAUAAAAAAAAAUUUCAGUUAUUUAUUCCGGGCGAGUGUUUUUCUAUCAAAUUAAAUUAAAUGACCUUAAGGAUCUCCGUAAGUAUCCUGUAUGCAUGUGAGUAAAUGAUACUUUAGAAGGGAAACUUUUUAAAACCUCUUCUCCAAUAUAAUGCUGCAAUGAUGAAAUAUCGAAAGGUGGAUUUAUCUCAGUUUUGAGUCUGUAAACGAAAUCCUAUAAGGUUGCCAUUCAAAUGAAAGGUCCUCGUCAGUAGUUGUUCCAUAUGAUACUAUUUUUUGUUAGCAUUUCACAAAGUGAAAUUUGCUAAUUUUGUUGAAUUUUGACAUUUUGGUCACAGUUUGGAAGUGAAAUUGUUGAACACUCAAAAUCCGACAAACUGAACUCGAAGAUUAAAUAGGUGAUUUUCUUUAAAUUCCAGAUCUCUCUUAUUCCACGAGACUCAGAGAAAAUCAAGGCAGAUUCUUCAAACACAUUUCUCUAAAUAUGCUUUCAAAAAGAAAGCGUUCUGUUGUAGACCAUUAAGGCAAGGCGUUUAUUAAUUCGAUAGUUCACCAGCUGACUCGCACACUGUGUUUUGAUAUCAGCCGUAUGGAAAUUAGGCUCAGAUUCAUAGACGCUCAGCAAGUAUUGACUACCAUUUUUUUCCCAACGAAGACUGCCUUAUGGAAGCUUAGAAAAAUAAGAAAGACUUUUGGAAGAAAGGUUUCACAAGGUAAAAAACUGAUCAUUUAUUAACAGUCUCGUUCUGUGGCUAGUUCUAUUCCGCUAAAUUGUCAGUGUCUGACGGCGUAUUUACGGCCGGUUGCUCGACUGUUUCAGAAAAGCAAUAUUUUGGUGGAAACAAUUUAAUACCAAAAAUGAUAGGUUUUAUUCCUUUUAAAUGUAGUUAACUGUACACAUCAUUCACGCUAGAAACAAUACUUUCUUUUGAAGCAAAGAAUUCUAAAAUAUAAGCGCGCCUUUUUCACCUUUUUUAUAUCUGGUUGGGAAAUUAAACGCUGAAGGCCGUAACAAGGCGGUAUCACGAAAUAUUUCGUUCAAAACCAAGCUAAACUGAAGAUUUUAUUUGCCGUUUAACACAGUUUUUUUGUAAAACUAGAGUACAAAUGUGUUCAGUCACAAAAAAAAAUUCAACUCGGAAUCAAUUAGCAAUGUUAAAGUGAACUUGUAAAUUAUUAUGAGCUCUUCUCUUUAAUCUCUUGGAUGUUCUGGAAUAUUGCUUCAGGUAUCUUAUACCUUCGUUUGACUGCUUGGAUCAGUCGUUGUGACAGAAAAAAAGGAAGAAAAAAAUUUUGAAAAAGAACGUCACUUGAUCAGACAAAGCGAAAAGCGUAAAAUUUGCAUCUUGUCAGUUAUUUUUCCGCCCAUCAAAUAUUCCAAAAGAUGGCAAAAAAGGAAAUUAGACGCGCAUCUGGCGUGAAUAGCUUUUGAAAUAAAUUAGUGCGUCUAGUUUAAUAUCACGUUUUCUCUGAUUUGCCGACAAUGACGGAACAGACAAAGCAUAAAGUGGACAGAACCUAGACUAAAAGACCGAACAACGUUGCAAAUUCUUUAUUUGGUUAGCGAAUUAUUUGUUCACGAUUUCUCGUUUAUUCUUUAUGAGAAUUAAGCAGUCAAGUUUGAACAAAUAUAAAUGUCAAAAUUUACUCAUUGCUUCAAAAUGCGUGUAUAAAGCUAGCUGAACGGUGUAAAUAAUUUUAACUCCGUUCUUUGGUUGGUACUUCAGAUUUAGCGUUGUUGGUUUACUAAAUGAUGUUGUUGAGCCGAUCAGUAGUAACUGUGGUCAUCUUGGCGUCAGCAUGUGAUGUUUCUUUUCCCUACAGCAAGAAAAGGGUCUUGGGUAAGGAAUUUCAGUUUUUUAUUUCUGUUCUCUGUCAAAAGAUGUAGUUAUAAAGUCUCGUUUUAUUGACAACAGAUGAUCUGAGGUUGACUAAACUCACUCUUUAUAAAUUCUCUCUUGUAGCGAGUGUGAAAUGAGCAAUAAAACAAAAGUGAAGAAUCGUAUACACAGCAACUAUUAGAAGAUUGUUUUGUUAGAGGGUCCUGAAGCGUGGGGGGGGUACCAAUCCCAUUUCCCAGCCCAUUUCUUCUCGAAAUCCCACUUCCCAGUGCCCAAAUCCCAUUCCCAAUAGCAGAAUUCGGAAAAAAUCCCAGUACUACACAUACAACCUCUUUUCGCUUCGCAUCCGCAAAAUUAUGGCUUAACCCAACAAAGACCCAAAAAUUCACGCGGAUUUACAAAGACGUUCUGAAGACGAGAGGAUCACUUUAGACAGUAAUAAAACUUGGAAGUGGCGAGUUUAUAGCGAUUAGCUCCUGUCACUUCACACUCCUGUCAUUCCUGCCUGGAGGAAAUCUGCCAUCCGACUAGUAAGUGUUCUUACCGGCUUCCCAGUCUGGUCAGACGGAUCAUGUUCAUUGUCACUCGCUCUAGAGCUGUCGACCUGUUCGUUGUUAGGAGACUCUAGUACUCUGGUGGUAAACUGGCAUCCUACUUUGAAUUAGGUGGCUCAUCACUAAAUUCAAAUUGACUGGUUUCAAGACCGUUUCAGUUUCAUAUAAGUUCAGAGGCACAGUGCCCACCCUGUUCAUGUGUUAUCUUGUCUUACAUUUCGUUGUCGUCUGACGGAUUUACAAGAACUACACAAGUAUCGUUGACCGCAAAUUGGGGCCAUUCAGGGGAAAUCUGGAUAAAAAUGCCAAAAAUUGACUUGUCCAAGGUGCAUGGACAAUUUGCUCAAGUUUCUUAACUCCAGUAAAAAAGUGACGCCUCGACUGGUCAUGAUUCCAAAAUAUUUAUCUCAUUCCCAUUUUUGACAUUUUAUUCCCAUUCCCAGUGACUUAAAUCCGAUUUUCCCAGGGCAAAAACCAGCCGAUCCCAAUUCCAAUUUUACCUCUAGUUCAGGACCCUCCUGUUUAUCUGGCGACAAUAAAAAGACCUUAUCUCCCGGCUUAGUGGAUAAAGUCGGCUCAAACAAUUCUAUAGUUUAGACAGUUAUUCGCUGUCAGUUUAAAAUACUCAUAUGUGUUCAUAGGAGUAAGUGUAUCAAGCAGUUGCAAUGGGUUUCCAACAAAAAAAUAUACUUUCAGACAGUUGUUGUUGAACACAUAAAAAACGGAAACGUUUUAGAAAGAUUUCCGCACCACCUAGAGAGUGAAGCUAUGAGUCGAAGACUGAAACAUGAAACCAGCAUAAAUGGGGUUUAAGCACAAACGGAGAGAGAAUGUUUCUCUUUCUGUUUAAAUACCCAGGUUUUUCUAUCACUUGUUCGCACUCAAACAGACGGAAAAGCAGUUUCCUUAUUGGUUACUUACCAUCUAUGCAAAUCAUAAUGCUAGUGUCUUGUUUUUGUAUAUAGCUAAGCUUAAAUGCAGUACAGGAGUUUUCCAGGGGAACACUACUAUUACGACCUUCUAUUCUCUCUGCAGGCAGGAAGAGACAUUUACGGCAAAAUCAGAUUCAGGUUUACAGCUUCUCAAACUUUUAAGGAAACGAAAUGAUGAAAACUGUACGAAACAAUACUUUUGGAUAUACUUUGCAGCUUGAAACUUCUUAUUUUCGAGUAGAUAUUGAGGAUAGUAAACGGCAAAUGAAGUGAAAACUUUGUCGGUCAAGUCGAACGAACUGUCGCUGGCCAUUUAAGCGCUCGCUCUCCAAAAAUACACCGACAACUAUUACCUAGUAUAAAGAUUAUUUGGCCGGCAUUCUUUGUUGCUUGCGUCAAAUCAGCUCAGCUCCGCCGAAUUUUUUUUUCAGAAGAACCCAAGUGUGGCGAGAGAUUCCUGAACAAUGAUUUAGAAGAUAAGCGAAUUGUUGGAGGACAUGUUAGUACUCCUGGUGCUUGGCCCUGGCAAGUGGCUCUUCUUCUAAACGACAAACAGACAUGUGGAGGAUCGCUUAUUUCUCCUCAAUGGGUGGUGUCAGCUUCACAUUGUUUUGUUGGUAAAAAAAAAUACACUUCUUACCUGUGUUUCGCCAAAUAGUAUACAGUAGAAUCCCGAUUUCUCGCAUCCUUGGUUCUUUCGGCAAAAUCCCCGAUCAUUUAACCCAAACCCAACUUGCCUUCACCAGUCAAAGACUAACCCCCCGAUUUUUCAACCGCCCGAUAAUUCGUAACAAUUUGCUUUUCCCGGCCUAGGUGGCCUGUGUUUCGAAAAAUCAAGAAUCAACUGUAAUUGUCUACUACUUAACUAGAAUGUGAUUAAGACAAAAUUUUCCUCAACCUAGGUGAUUUUCUAUUCAUCUUAGUCCAUUAAUUAAUUCACCUAUUGUAAAUAAAACGAUCCCACUUAUCGAUGAAAAACUAGAUUGCUGAAUUUUGGCUCAAAGAUUGAGAACUUAGUGUCGCUUCUGGUCCGAACGGAACGCCACCAUUUCUUCGGUUUUAUGUAGAAUUAACGCUGCUAUGGCUCUGGUUGACCUGGUUAUGAUGGUUUCAGGUUCCCUGUUAUCCAAAGAUCCUAAAGACUGGACUGUGACACUAGGAGAACAUCAUCUCAAAAAUGAAGACUGGUUUGAACAAAUCAGAAAGGUAAAGGCAAUUUACCUUCACCCAGAGUACAAAGAAUCCGAAAAUAAAGUCGCCGACAACAAGUUACAUAGUAUUCCACCAGACAAUGACGUAGGUAAGAUGGUUCCGUCAUUUGUAUAACAGGUCCCCCAGGGUGUUUUAACCUUUUAAGAUCUUAAGAUGGCCAACAACAAAAUUAGCAAAGAUAGAUCUGUCCACAGGUCCUGCUUCAACUAACAAAUUUUGACCAAUCCUGACACAAUUACACUCCAAAUUGGCGCGCAACAUUUGGAGAAAAAAUCACUGUCAAUUUUGCUAUUCACCUGUUACUCUUUGCAGAGUAGAUUUGUCCCUCUCUGAAAAAGUUAGCCAGCCAAAAGUCCAUGCAAAAAAAAAGAAAACGAUAAAGUGGGCACCAAAUCGGGCUAUAACGAGGAAAGACAAAGGGAAAACAAGAGAGUGAGCAAGAAAGAUGGAAAUAGAUCUGCAAAAAGAUGACCAAGACUAAUUAACAUAGCACUUUCAAAACAAAAGUCUCAAAAAAGAAGGAAAAGGUAGACAUCAAAGAAAUAAAAAGAAAGAUCAACAAAAUAGUCGAGUAAUAUGUUUUAUCAAUGUUAAAUCCAAGAUAGAACUUAGUGAAAGUAACUUGUUUCGUUUUUCUACAGCUCUGUUGCAAUUAGAAACUCCAGCCAUUUUUGACAACUUUGUGUCGCCAAUCUGCCUGCUUCCUCAAGGUGCUCAGUUCCCCGCUGGUAAAGAAUGUUACGUCACAGGCUGGGGUCACACACAAUGGAGAGGGACUAAGCCCGACAUUCUAAGAGAAGCUAAAGUAAAGCUUGUACAUGAAGACAAGUGCAACGCAGAAAAAUCAUACGGCGGCGCUAUACAUAAUAGGGCAUUAUGUGCUGGAUUUGAGGAAGGUGGGGUUGAUGCAUGCCAGUACGACAGUGGAGGGCCACUGGCUUGUCAACAUGAAGGGCUUUGGUAUUUAACAGGCGUGGUAUCCUGGGGCCAUAACUGUGGCAUUCCACAUAAGUAUGGGGUGUAUGCUGACAUGCAAGUCAUGACAGAUUGGGUGCGGAAGAUUAUCAAUGAAAAUUAAAUUUUAAAAAAACUUUAGGCCUGUUAAAUUGCUAGACAUUAAAAACAUUAAUAAGCAACUAUGACAACAUUUGCAACCAACAUAACCGUAGGAAAACACCAAAUAUGUACGUUUAUUGUUCAGUGGCAAGCUAGUUUGAGGGAGUGUUGAAGCUGGUUCCAAACUGUCAGUGCUUUGGCACACUAGAAAUAAUAUUGUUGCUAUAGUAACAUCACCUCAUC